Messenger RNA from Cotesia congregata, 1524 nucleotides. The record is from the annotation of a GenBank genome assembly. Lineage: Eukaryota; Metazoa; Arthropoda; Insecta; Hymenoptera; Braconidae.
AUGCCCUCUAGCAAUCCAUUGCCACCUAAAGAAAAUGCGUUAUUUAAACGAAUUCUCAGGUGCUACGAGCAUAAGCAGUACAAGAAUGGACUCAAGUUCGCUAAACAAAUUCUCUCCAAUCCAAAAUUCAGCGAGCAUGGAGAAACGCUCGCGAUGAAAGGCUUGACGCUGAACUGCCUUGGCAGAAAAGAAGAAGCUUAUGAUCAUGUUAGACGCGGAUUGAGAAAUGAUUUGCAGUCUCACGUCUGCUGGCACGUUUACGGUCUUCUGCAGAGGUCUGAUAAAAAGUACGAUGAAGCUAUCAAGGCUUACAGGAACGCUCUCAAGUGGGACAAGGAUAAUAUCCAGAUUCUUAGGGAUUUGUCUCUAUUACAAAUACAAAUGAGAGAUUUGGAUGGUUAUAAGGACACGAGAUAUCAGCUGUUCAUGUUAAGGCCAACCCAACGAGCAUCAUGGAUUGGAUUCGCAAUAUCAUAUCACUUAUUAAAAGACUACGAGACGGCACUGAAGAUUCUCGAUACCUUCCGUGACUCCCCGAUGAUCUGCUACGAUUACGAGCACAGCGAGUUGCUUUUAUACCAAAACCUGGUGAUCCAAGAAUCAGGAGACAGCGAGCAGGCCUUGAAGCAUCUUGAUAAGUACAGCGAUCAGAUUUGCGACAAAAUAACCGUAAAAGAGACCUACGGUAAGCUACGUCUCGAGCUCCGGCAGUACGAGGAAGCUGCUCAAGUCUACAAGGACCUUUUGAACAUAAAUCCUGAGAAUACAACGUAUUACGCGAAACUUGCGGAAGCUGAACGGCAUACAACGCCCGAAGAAACUCUUAAAAUGCUCCAAAGAUUUGAAGAAUUGUAUCCCCGUGCUCUAGCACCUCGUCGUCUUCAACUCAACUACGCGACUGGCGAACAAUUUAAAAUAUUAGUUGAUAAAUAUUUACGGAGAGGGUUACAUAAAGGUGUACCACCACUAUUCGUCAAUCUACGCUCGCUGUAUACUGAUCAAUCAAAAAUCGAUGUCAUACAAUCAUUGCACGGUGGAAAUGUUCAAGAUGCUUACAAGUGGUUAGAUGAAGCACAAGGUCUAGAUACUGCCGACCGUUAUAUUAAUUCAAAAUGUGCCAAGUACAUGCUACGCGCUAAUCUCGUAAAAGAAGCUGAAGAAACUUGUAGUAAAUUUACACGCGAAGGUGUACCGCCCAUGGAAAAUCUCAACGAGAUGCAAUGUAUGUGGAUACAGACGGAAGCUGCUCGCGCCUAUCAGCGCCUAGGAAAGUACGGUGAGGCGUUGAAGAAAUGCCAUGAAGUCGAUCGCCACUUUUCGGAAAUAAUCGAAGAUCAGUUUGAUUUCCAUACUUACUGUAUGCGUAAAAUGACUCUAAGAUCAUAUGUUGGACUGCUGAGGCUAGAAGAUAUUUUACGCUCCCAUCCGUUUUACUUCAAAGCUGCCAAGUGUGCAAUGGAAGUCUACCUGCGGCUUCAUGAUAAUCCGCUACCUGAUCCCACUCAAAUUCAGGAGAUCGACACC